AUGAUUCGCUUUUCUCUUCGGUGUUUGGCGCGACGUGUGGCAGGAACACCUCCCUACUCAUUACCUGGCCAAUUUCCGAGGUCUGUGUUCCGCGCCUAUUCUCAAAGCCCCAACACUGCCAUAUCGACACCGCCAUUUAGAUACAGAUUUAUUCCAGAGGUCGAAACAAUUGAGGGCUAUCGACCUGGCGGCUACCACCCCAUCCAGAUCAAUGAUUCUUUGCAUGAUGAUCGUUACCGCAUAGUGCACAAGCUCGGCCACGGUUCAUUCUCAACUGCCUGGCUUGCUCAUGAUCUGCAAACAUCCGUAUAUGUGGCGGUUAAGAUCGGAACAGCGGAUGCGGACAAACAGGAAGCUGGUAUUCUGUGUCGACUUGCAACGAUCCCACUUGACGAACCGUUAAUCCCCAGAGUUGUCGAUCAGUUCAGUAUCGACGGCCCCAACGGAACGCAUCCUUGUCUUGUUACCACCCUUGCAAGAUGCAGCCUUACAGACGCAAAAGAAGAAUCUGAUUCAAGACUCUUCCAGCUCGACGUGGCACGUUCAUUAGCCGCCCAGCUCGUCGCUGCUGUUGCCCGCUCAACAGGUGUUGAAUUCGAUCUGGGUUAG
This is a messenger RNA of Fusarium sp. VM40, 609 nucleotides long. The record is from the annotation of a GenBank genome assembly. NCBI's taxonomy places the organism in Eukaryota, Fungi, Ascomycota, Sordariomycetes, Hypocreales, Nectriaceae.